AUGAUUUGGGUUCGUAGGAGUAUGUUAUGGCCGAGAAUAAUCAGUAAGAAGAUCAGCUGGAGAAAUGGUAAAGUUUGGGGUGCGGUAGUAGUCGGGUGGUUGGUCGUGCAGGCAAAGCCUUACUUGCUAGGUGAAGGUGUGGUUUUUGUAGCUGAGGAACGACCGAGUGGAUACCGUCAAAUUAGCACUGAUUUAGUUGAUGGCUUUCAGGUAGUUCUUAGAGAUAACAGGAUGGUAAGUGAUUUAGAAGUAAAACAGUCUAGUAAAAGUAAGUCUAAUCGAAUAGAUUCUAAUAGGAUAGGUUCUAGUAGAGAGGAGUUUAAUAGAGAGAAGUUUAGUCGAGAGAAGCUUAAUAGAGAGAAGUCUGAUGAGACGUCGGUAGAGUACAUGGUGCGACAUGGUGAGUCAGAAGUUCUUGAUGUUUGGCACAAACCAAGUGGAGCUAAAGUACUGAGUGCUCGAUCGGUUAAACACAACGUGUACCAUGCGCAUGUUCAGUCGGUUGAAGAGGAGAUAGAUGGAGAACGGCCUACUAGUAUAGCUGGCCGGGACUUAGUGAACUUAAGUGAGUUGCGGAAAGUAGUGGUAUCGGACUGGAUGCUGGAAUAUUUGGAAUUGGUCUUUAAACUGGCCAGCAUUCCUGGGUACCGCCCUAGAUUGGAUUUGAAUGAAGUGGCCGAUGUACUAUGGGUUUAUUCACUCUUCUCGCUAAAAGAAGACGUGAAUGUCCUGGAUGUGUACCAGUCUGGACAGAUGGAUAUGCGGAAAGUGACUUGUUUUCAAAACAAUCUGCUGGAUGCAAUUGGUGCGGAUGAGUCUGUGGCCCGUGAAGUAUACCACAUCUUGCGAUAUGUGAAUAAUCGUUUAGAGGCGCAUAGAGAAAGACCGGCUGGUCCUAGACGAGGGACUGUGGCUGUUAGUAGGUUAGAGGCUUUGUUUGGGUCGUGGAAACUUGAUGAGAUGCGUUGGUUUCUUUUAGUAGGACUGGCCUGGGCUGAGAAGGACUUGAUGAUUCAGAGGAAGUUUGUUGGCGAAAAGGAGCUUGCUUCGACUUUGCGAUUGACCUUUACCCAGGCGAAAGCCAGAGGAAUACGACGGGAAGGCCUGCAAUGGGUAAAUCAAAAUAGAAGUUUAGAUCUGGUUAGCGGGCAAGGACAUCUGCAAUUGAUGAAGCGUAGUUUGAGAAAUCGAGUGCGUAUUUUGAAAGUCUUCGUGGCUCAUGGAGUGGUUGUGAAGAAGGAAGUCUGGCUGGCCGUACUGGAUUUACUACCGGGGGUCUGGCAAGUGUUCUUUGCCGCACUAGGCGGGCCGGGUUUGCACCAGAACGCACAAAUGGUCGAGCUAGUGCUCCAAAGAGAAGAUUGGAGAAAGAAGCAUUCUUUAUCACCGGCUAUUACUGGCCUGGUGGUUGAUUAUGCUUUUGGACUAACCUCAAAAGCUCUUAAGUACUUAGAAUCGGCUAGACUGACUCGGUUUGGGUUUACAGCCUACUAUCCAAGGGAUUUUAAGCUUGAGCGUAUUCAUUGGGUGAAAGACCAUCCAGUGACAGCUUUCUUGGAGGACCUAAACAAAGGGGCGUUUAAACUCUCACAAUCCCUCACUGCCCUAGUUGGUCCGGUCAAACUAUUUGGCACUGGGCCAAUUAGACAGUCGGCCUGGCCCCGCUUGCGGAUUCUUGAAGUACAUCUGGAACCUUUGGGGCAAUGGACAUCCCAAGAAGAAGCGAAUAUUCUUAAACUAACCCAGAACAUGCCUCGGAUUUCCCGGCUGUCUUUAGUGCAAAGCCGGAACUCCACUCUUUCAGUCUCGGCCGUACUAUCUCUUUUUAAGUUCCUUCCCGCCGUCAGUACUCUAGAUCUCUACCGCACCAACAUCCCAAUUGACUUGGCCAAACAGCACCUUCUAGAUCCCGCCGUUCUUUUUACACGACAGCUACGCACUAUCCUUCUGCCCUACCGGCCAACCCAGGCAGCACCCUCGCGCUUCACCGGAAUCAUCAACCAAUUAGUUACCCAUCUUCCCCAACUUAAACGUCUCCUCAUCUUCUUUCCUUACGAACUCUCCAAUAUCUUCCUCUUCCAAACUCUUGUUCAAGACAUCUACCGCACUUUGGCUCUAAACACGAAUGAUACCACUACUCUAACCCAACUACUGCAACUCUACUUCAUUCAAACCGACCUGCAACACCCGCCAAUUAUUGAGUACCAAGUCCAUCCCUUCCGUUUCAAUCUCGCCGGCCUAGCUAAAACUUACCACCACCUAGACCAUUCCGGGCUCAAAUAUCCCCCCACCUUUGAUGAACUAGCCCAUGUCAUAGCCACCGCCGCACGUACUCCUCCCAUCGACAUAGACGCUUCCUUUACCACCUAA
This is a messenger RNA of Nematocida homosporus, 2370 nucleotides long. RefSeq lists its product as uncharacterized. Lineage: Eukaryota; Fungi; Microsporidia. The coding region runs from base 1 to 2370 and encodes 789 amino acids. The record is from RefSeq and is a predicted model, not a curated record. The transcript has a single exon.